UGUGUGUGUACGAUGUUUGUGUAUCCAGGUGAGAGUGUUGGCAAGCCAGGCCCAGCAGCUGCUGCAGUAUCUAUCCCUACAAACGCUGCUAUCAGUUUGGCCUUGAGGAGUGGCCAUGCAGCCCUGGGGGCCGCCUUGCCUGGACGUGUGCCUCUCCUGUGCGCAUUCUCCUGCCUCAAGGAGCCCAUUGCAGCUAUGCUGGUGUCCGUAUUGGUGCUUCUGUUCCUGAGUGGUCAGACUAACGCUGAGCCCUCAGUCCCUCUCACUGAUGUAAGCACACCUCUGGCGCUGAAACUCUUCCGGGCAGUCUCAGCCCAGGAUCCUGAUGAUAAUGCUGUGCUGUGCCCCCUUGGCGUGAUCCAGAUGCUGGCUCAAGUCCAGCUGGGGGCAGGGGGCAGCACACUCCAACAGCUUAAGAAGGCAAUGCACCCAGAUGAUGUCCAGAAUGAUACAUUCCUCCGUCUUCUACAGAGGGAGGCCGAGGCCAUUGUGUCCCCACAGGAAGGUGGUGAGGAGAAGGCUUUUCACAUGGCCAUGGCCAGUGCCCUGUUCCUUCAGCAGGGGUUCCCCCUCCAAGAGGCUUACCUGCAGAGCAGCAGAGCGCACCUCCAUACCUCCCCUCAGCAUGUGGACUUCACCCAUCCCUCUAUGGCUGCUCAUGACAUUAACACAUGGGUGGAGAGCCAAACCAAUGGUAAGAUCUGGCAGCUGUUCUCCAGCGAUGACUUUGGCCCGCUCAGUCGUCUGGCUUUGGCGAACGCUGUGUACUUUAAGGGCUCCUGGCAGCACCAGUUCCCCCCUGAGAACACGGCCCUGAGGGGCUUCACCAAGAGGGAUGGCUCUGUCACCAACGUCCCCAUGAUGUACCACAAGCUCCAGGCCAACAUCGGCUACUUCUCUCAUGGGGAGAGUGAAGUUCAGCUGCUGGAGCUGGUGUAUGGCCAGGGGGAGGCCAGCUUCAUCGUGCUGCUGACUGACUCCGUGGAGGGACUACCUCUGCUGGAGAGAGACCUCACCCAGGAGCUGCUCAACACGUGGAUGGCCCAAACACAGCAGGAGGAGGUGGAGGUUCACUUACCCAGGUUUCAGAUGAGCCAGAGAGUGGACCUGGAGAAGGCUCUUCGAUCCUUGAACAUCACCGAGCUGUUUGAGCCUGGCUGUGACCUCUCCGGAAUGUCAGAGGCCGGCCAAUUGCACAUCUCAAAGGCUGUCCAGAGCACCUUUAUUGAGGUCAAUGAGGAGGGGAGCGAGGCAGCAGCCGCUACAGGUGGUGCAGCAGCGGUCAUCAUGAGCUUACAGGGUCAUCGCUUUUUGGCUGACCAUCCCUUUCUCUUCCUUAUACGACACAGGCUUACAGGAGCCCUGCUGUUUGUUGGCCGCGUGCUGCAGCCGGAGCUGAUGGAGACCAGAGGACGUGACGCGCAGGCCCUCUGAGGCCCACUAAUAACUCUAACGACCCACAUUAAAAAACACUUACCCGCA
Alosa sapidissima (American shad) is the source of this 1482-nucleotide messenger RNA. Its product is annotated as serpin I2-like. Gene Ontology annotation, biological process: negative regulation of endopeptidase activity. Gene Ontology annotation, molecular function: serine-type endopeptidase inhibitor activity. Lineage: Eukaryota; Metazoa; Chordata; Actinopteri; Clupeiformes; Clupeidae. The record is from RefSeq and is a predicted model, not a curated record. The transcript is spliced from 9 exons. The coding region runs from base 13 to 1434 and encodes 473 amino acids.